UCCACUUUUUCUAUCUUCACAUUCUCUACAUUCUCCACCUUUUCUAUCUUCACCUUCUCCACCUUGUCUAUCUUUACCUUCUCUACCUUCUCCACCUUUUCUAUCUUCACAUUCUCCACCUUGUCUAUCUUCACUUUCUCUACCUUCUCCACCUUUUCUAUCUUCACCUUCUCUACCUUCAGCUUCUCUAAAUCACCUCCACCUGCUCCCAGAAGUGUACAGUAUAUAUUUAGUGUAAGGAAAAUCAGACCGCUGGUCCUUUAAGAGCGCUGAAACUUUCAGCCAAUCAGAGCGCUCGCUCACGCACUCCGGCUAGCGGGUGGGAACCGAAGCUGAUUGGCUGAGUAUUUUUUCCGCGGGAAUGUAAGUAAAGAAGUCAUAUGCGCGUGAGACCAGUGGAAAAACGUGGACCGGUGAACUUGUGGCGUGUGUGUGCGAGAGAGAGAGAGAGAGAGAGACAGUGUGUGUGUGUGUGUGUGUGUGUGUGUGUGUGUGUGGAUGGAAGUGUGUGACAACGGAGUGAGGCGCGUGCUGCAGGCGUUGAGGACGCUGUAUGGGCGCGUGCAGACCCUGGAGGAGUUCAGUAAUGGUGUGGAGUUCAGGGAUGGACAGAAGCCGCUCCUGCUGGAGGAGAGAGACUCCGUCCGCCUCAGAGCGCUCCUCAGGGGCAUGGUGGUGUGUACUGAGUCUCCCUUAAUACACACUCCCAGCUGUGUACAGCUGGCCACCCUGCCCGAGGUGCUUGCGUUUGUCCUGAACCGCAUGAAGAUGAAGAAGAAGAGAAACGUUCUGAGUUUUGGUUACCGCUUCAGCACAGCUCGAGGCGAUUCGGACCCGUUCAAGUUCCAUGGCUCCAUUUCUCAAAGCGCAGCGUUCAUCUGCGGCAGUGAAGCCUGGGCCAAAAUCAACCAGCGACUCGGCACUGAUCUCACCCAGUACCUACUUACUCAUUGCGCCGUGUUCACCACAGCACCCCCUACCUGCUUGGUGCAGAUCUGCGGCGUUCCUGUCUACGAUUUAGUGCCUGUACAUUCCUGGUCUGGGUUCCUUCUCAACUCAGAUCAGAGGAACAAAGCUGGCACAAUGAACAGGAACCAACGGAUUACCUUUAAACACCAGACUAGGGUGAGGAAAAACUCUGUAAACAGAAGGAAUGCUAAAAACAUUCAAAACACAGUAAAUAAUAAAAAGAGAAAGAGAGAAGAAGAAACAGAAGUGAAGGACGUGAUGGAGGGUCAUGAGGAACGUCCAGCAAAGCAAAAUAAUACUAAGAUUUUAAAUCCAGAUAGUGAUCUGGGAAAGCCUUGUGUAGAUAAAAAUGUUUGUUCAGUUCAAUCAGCGCUACCUCACAUUAGCCCCUCCUCCAGACAUGGCCUGUCCAGUUGGAAAGCGAGUGAUCAACCACCACCACGCCCAUCUCACUGUUUCAUCAGCGUUCUGAGCAUGCUCUAUGGAGGGCGUGGCAUGAAUGCCUUCUUGCUGAACCGGAAGUUGCAGGGACACGGGGGUGGUAUCAAAAUGAUCCAUGGUGCAGAUGUUGUCAAAAUGGUAUUUUGUCUGAAGGACAAGGAAAAACUUUCAGGGUCAAAAUCACAAAACCAUAAGCUGCCUAAGCGUUUUUUUGCCAUGGUGCCAAUUUUUGAUGUGCUUAUACGACGUCACAGAAUGUGCCGCUACAUUCGCUUCCUGUCUCGGAAGUGUGCCACGAGUGAGAGUGAUGGAGACAUGGCAUCUCUCUUGUCUUCUCAUUGUUCACCCUACAGAGUGUAUCUCUUUGUGAGGGAGUGUGUGCGCUUUGUUAUUCCAGAUGAACUCUGGGGUUCUCAGCACAACAUGGUGCAGUUCCUGUCCAGAGUGAAACACUUCUUAAAACUAGGGAAGUUUGAAAAACUCUCCUUGGCUCAGGUUAUGUGGAAGAUCAGAGUGAGUGACUGUCGUUGGCUGGGAAAUAAGAAACGUCCCUGCCCAAGUGAGCAUCGUUACAGAGAGUGGAUCUUUGGUCAGUUUUUGCUCUGGCUGCUAAAGGACUUUGUGAUCGGCCUUGUAAAAUCUUUAUUUUAUGUCACCGAGAGCGUCGGCCAUAAGCAUGCACUGAGAUUCUACAGGCACCACAUCUGGAACAGAUUACAGAACCAGGCCUUCAGGGAGCAUCUUUCUAAAGGUCAGUGGAAAGAGCUGAGUCCUGCAGAGGCAUCAUCACUGCCCAAGAACACUGGAACAUCUCGCAUUAGAUUUAUCCCCAAAACCAACGGUAUGAGGCCAAUCACAUGCUUAAUCAGCACGGCAGCAGCUGUCCAGUUCCAGAGUUCGGUACGUGACCUUCAGAACGUACUAAGUGUGUGUGUGCGAGAGCGGCCAGCUCUGCUCGGCUCGACUGUGUGGGGACGACAGGAUAUUCACAAGGUGCUGAGGUCCAUCCCUCAUUCACACUCUCCAUUUUACUUUGUGAAGGUUGACAUCAGUGGGGCAUAUGAUAGUCUCCCUCACUCUAAACUUUUAGAGGUGGUGCAAGAUGUUCUUAAGCCAGUGGAGGACACCUGCUUCUCUCUGAGACACUACGCUAAAGUGUGUACCGACUCUGAUCAAGAGAUCAGGAAACACUUCUGCACCAGGGCUGAAGCAUUUGAAUUGUUGAACAUGAAGGGUUUUGUAGUGGAGGAGCAAAACAAUGGAAACCUCCAUGAUGCCAUUUUAGUGGAGAAGCUGUUGGUAGAAGUUAAGGGUGCAGAUGUAUUUCAGUUCUUCAAGCAGAUGCUGAGCAGCUACAUCAUUCAGUACAACAAGAAACUUUUCCGGCAGGUUUGUGGGGUUCCUCAGGGUUCUGCAGUCUCCACCAUGCUCUGUAAUUUGUGUUAUGGCCAUAUGGAGAACUGUGUGUUGGAGAAGGUGACUGAGAAAGGAGGGUACCUAAUGCGAUUGGUAGAUGACUUCCUUCUGAUCACUCCAAGACUGAGUAAAGCAGAAGAGUUCCUCAAGACGUUAAUGGCAGGUGUUCCUGAGUAUGGUUGUGUGAUUAACCCUCAGAAGUUGGCGGUGAAUUUCCCACUCAGUGAGGAUCUGCAGUGUGUGGAUGCCACAGAAUUCCCGGCUCACUGUAUGUUCCCCUGGUGUGGCCUUCUGAUCGACACUCGCUCCCUCCACGUCUACAACGAUUACUCCGGGUACAUACUCCCUCUGUCCAUCUGUCUGUCUCACUAUCUCUCUCUGAUCGACACUCGCUCCCUCCACGUCUACAACGAUUACUCCGGGUAUGCUGGCCAAUCACUGCGCUACAGCCUAACAUUAGGCUCCACCCACACCCCUGCUAUGUUCAUGAGGAGGAAGCUGCUGAUGAUCCUGAGGCUGAAAUGUGACCGCAUUCUUCUGGAUGUUCGUUUAAAUUCCAUUGACGCCGUUUACAGGAACAUCUACAAACUUCUCCUGUUGCAGGCCAUGAGGUUUCAUGUGUGUGUGAGGAGUUUGCCGUUAGGGCAGGGUGUGUGGACAAACCCGAUCUUUUUCGUGAAGAUGAUCUGGAGUAUGGUGAAGAUUACGACCAAAAACAUCACACACAGCAACCCAGGCAUGUGUGUAGAUGAGGUUCUGCAGGAUGAAGCAGUAACGUUGUUGUGCUGUUUAGCAUUUGACGUGGUUUUGACACACCAUCGCUCUUCUUACCUCCAUCUCCUCCCUCACAUCCACAAACGGAGGAGGAGCGUACUGAGCACGCUCCGUGGCAUCAGACUGGCACGAGUUCUCCAAGCAGCGACUCCCAGAAUUCCUUGUGACUUCACCAGCAUCCGGAUCUGAACCUCCGUCUCACACUCCCCAUGCUCAGGAUCUCCCUGAGAAACACCUCCCUCAUCCCUCAGGCCCUGUGACCUCACAUCACCACUGGAUGUUUUUGAUAAAGGCCUGUUUGUUUGUUGUAUAACCGAACACGGGUGGGGGUUCUUGGAGGCGGAGCUUUAUUUAAAUCCGAGUAAACACACUGAAGACACGCCCACUUAUGUCACAGUAGCAAAUAAAACCAGCCAAAUUAACAUA
Messenger RNA from Silurus meridionalis, 4026 nucleotides. RefSeq names its product telomerase reverse transcriptase (gene tert). The transcript has 16 exons. The record is from RefSeq and is a predicted model, not a curated record. Gene Ontology annotation, biological process: telomere maintenance via telomerase. Gene Ontology annotation, cellular component: telomerase catalytic core complex. Lineage: Eukaryota; Metazoa; Chordata; Actinopteri; Siluriformes; Siluridae. The coding region runs from base 499 to 3789 and encodes 1096 amino acids. Gene Ontology annotation, molecular function: telomeric repeat DNA binding; telomerase RNA binding.